Messenger RNA from Glycine soja, 928 nucleotides. RefSeq lists its product as uncharacterized. Bases 106 to 564 code for a protein of 152 amino acids. Gene Ontology annotation, cellular component: nucleus. The transcript has 4 exons. Gene Ontology annotation, biological process: regulation of DNA-templated transcription. The record is from RefSeq and is a predicted model, not a curated record. NCBI's taxonomy places the organism in Eukaryota, Viridiplantae, Streptophyta, Magnoliopsida, Fabales, Fabaceae. Gene Ontology annotation, molecular function: sequence-specific DNA binding; DNA-binding transcription factor activity; protein dimerization activity.
AGGGUAAACCGCCACUCUAAGCGACAGAUGGAAAAGGAAGGGCACAGAGAGAAAAUCAAAAUCAAAUCAAGUAGACAAAAGUGAUAAGAACCAGAAGAAGCAUUCAUGGCUGCUUCUAGGGAGAAAAGAAGAGCAUCUCUGGAAGAAACGUUGCAACAACUUCGCGAUGUCACAAACUCCACUGCUUUGAACAAAGCCUCAAUUAUUGUAGACGCCUCAAAAUACAUAGAGGAGUUGAAACAAAAAGUGGAGGGACUGAACUCAGAGCUGGAAAUCGCGGAAUCAUCAACAACCACUCAAAUUGAUGAACUACCUAUGGUAAUUGUGAAAACCCUAAAAAAGGGUUUCCUGAUUAAUGUGCUUUUAGAAAAGAAUUGCCCUGGAAUGCUCGUCUCUAUACUCGAAGCCUUCGAAGAACUUGGCCUUGAUGUGCUUGAUGCUAGGGUUUCUUGUGAAGACAGUUUCCAGCUAGAAGCUGUGGGAAGAGAAAGUCACAAGAACGACAGUGUUGACGCGCAAGUGGUAAAGCAAGCAGUGUUGCAAGCAAUCAAGAACGCGGACUAAUCAAAGGAAGCACACGGAUUAGAAAAAAGAUUGGAAAAAAAAAAAAACAAGUACCGUUUUUUGUCUUGUUUAAGCUUAAAAUUUGCACAUGAACUGAAAGAAAUUUGUGAUUGCAUGUUCUGCCAAAACCUCAUGAGUUACCUCUUCAAUGACCCUUACAUAUUGAUAUGGCUUAUCAUCAUCUUCUUGGACAGUGCGAAAUGAAUGAAUGGACAUGCAUCGUCCAACUUGAUAUGUAUAUAUAGUGCCAUUUUGGCAUUCAGUGGGUGGGGAAGACAAUAGACAAAACAUACCCUAUUGGCAGAAGAAAUGCAUGUUUAUUAUCCCUUUAAUUAUUAGCAGCAAGCAUAAGUUGACAUUUUUA